This is a messenger RNA of Mesorhabditis spiculigera, 699 nucleotides long. NCBI's taxonomy places the organism in Eukaryota, Metazoa, Nematoda, Chromadorea, Rhabditida, Rhabditidae. The record is from the annotation of a GenBank genome assembly.
AUGCAACCAUUUCAAGCGCUCUACCGGCUAUUUAUCGGCCCAGCUCGGCGCUCAUUCAGCACCGGAUCAGAUAAAAUGACGCUCGAGAAGGCCUACGUCGGCAUGCAGUGCUUCUGGGGAGUCGAAUCGUCGUUCGCCAAAAUCAAGGGAGUCCGCAAGACGCGCGUUGGCUAUGCCGGCGGGACAACCGUGAAUCCGACCUACAGAAACAUUGGUGACCACACAGAAAUUACUGAAGUCCAAUUCGACCCGGCCGUCGUCAGCUACCGCGAGAUUCUCGCUCACUUCUGGACCAAGCACGACCCCACCAAGAAGGAGCCGAAGCAGUACAAGAGCGCCAUCCUCUACGUCAACGAUGAUCAGAAGGCCAUCGCCGAGGAAACGAGCAAGGAGGUUGAGGAGCUGAAGCGAAAGCCCCUCGACACGUAUAUCCAGAAGUUCGACAAGUUCUACCAGGCCGAGAACUACCAUCAAAAGUACUGGCUGCGUGGUCGAGGCGGCGUGAUUCACGAGCUCGGCCUGACGGACGAGGAGCUGGUCGACUCCUACCUGGCGACGAAGCUCAAUGCGUAUUUGGCGGGUUACAAGGAUUUCUCCGAGCUCGACGCCUUGGCCAAGGAGCACAACAUCCCCACCGAGCUGGUCGAGAGCAUCCGAAGAAUCGCCAACGAGGGCGGCGACCCCCGAAACUGCCAUGCG